Moneuplotes crassus is the source of this 1799-nucleotide messenger RNA. Lineage: Eukaryota; Ciliophora; Spirotrichea; Euplotida; Euplotidae. The record is from the annotation of a GenBank genome assembly.
AAUUUAUCAGAAAUGGAAGAAAAUAAAACAAACGAGCAGAGCGAGUUAUUCCACAUUGAUAAAACUUCAAAUAAGGAUUCUCUGAAAGUAGCAAGUCGAAUUGAGAACAGAACAAAUCAAUUUUUAAACAACAAAGAUGCUGAUGGUCUUGGAAUUAACAGAAGUGAGCACAAUGAAGCGAGCAGGAAAGAGAUCAAGAACAACAAGUUCGCAAAGAACAGAAAUUAUGAAGUCAAUGAUGAAUCUGACAUAACUAAUACCAAAGGCACUCCUGCUGAGAAGAUUGAGCACACUAUUAAUCAAGCACAAUCAUUGUGGGAAGAAGAAAUGGACAUUAUGGACUAUUAUGAAAUCUUGAAGAAUAUCAAGUUUGAGCUCCCUGAUUUCCCACUUCUUCAAGAACUGAUAAAUUCUGACAAAGAUCACAACAUUUUAUUAGCAGUAGUUGGGCUGAGGAAAUUGCUAUCAAUUGUUGACAAUCCUCCGAUCCAGAAUGUAAUAGACACGGACGUGUUGUCUCAGCUAAUUACUUUGGUUGGUAGGAAUGAUAUUCCUAAAAUCCAAUUCGAAGCUUUGUGGGGUCUUACAAAUAUUGCUAGUGGUAAAGCUGAGCAUGUACAGGCUCUCAUUGACAAAGGCACUAUUCCCAUCUUUACCAACUUGCUUGGAACCAUUCAGAAGAAUGAAUUAGGAGAAGAGAUAUUCCACUGUCCUCACCCAAUGAAUAUUGUUGAGCAGAGUAUCUGGGCUUUAGGAAAUAUUGCUGGUGAAGAUACUUACUACAAAGCGAUGAUUCUUAAAGAAGGAGCUCUGAAGCCACUCGUGAAUAUUCUCAAGAAUGCAGAACCAAACUCGAUGAUGACGAGGAAUUGUAUGUGGUGCAUCACUAACUUGUUGAGAAACAAGCCUUUUCCAACAAUUGAAGAGCUUGUAUAUAUCAUCCCAAUCAUCAGUGAGUGGUUGAAAAGUAACGAGAAAGAAGAUAUUGUUAGUGAUUGUGUAUGGGCUAUUUCCUAUAUCUCAGAUGCCGGAGAGCAGAUAAUUAAUAAGAUGAUCGAGUUUGGAAUUAUGAGAACAAUUAUCCUUCACCUUAAUUCUUGCAAUGCUAAGAUAAUUGUUCCAUUAGUGAGAACACUUGUCAACUUCAUGACAGGAGACGAUAAAGAGAAUCAGGCUGUCAUUGGUGCUCAGGUGUUGCCUCGUCUCCAUGCUCUGCUAUCUCAUCCAGAUAAAGUAAUUGUAAAGAAAACUUGUUGGACAUUAUCUAACAUUUGUGCUGGAACAAUCAGCCAGAUUUCAUGAUUGAUAGAACUAGGAGUCAUUGACAAGAUGAUUGACCUUUGCCAUGAUGAUGACCAUACCAUUCAGAGAGAAGCUGGCCGGGCCAUUUCUAACGCAACUACUUUGAGAGAUCCCGACAUCGUUUCAGAAAUUGUAAAGAGAAAAGGAAUCGAAGCUUUGUGUUAUUUAUUAAAAAAUAAAACUGAUAUGCCAACUACAUUUGUUCUUCUAGAAGGAAUCAGAAAUUGCCUUGAUGUUGGCCAACAGAGUUUGACCAAUGAGGAAGGAGAGAACCAAUUUGCUUUAAUUGUGGAGAAUUGUGGAGGCCUAGAUACGAUUGAGAGCUUUUAUACUCACGAAGAUAGUAAACUUUACAAACUCUCAGAAGAGAUUAUUGAUUCAUACUUCCUAACAGAAGUUAAUCUUGACGGAGAAGAAGAUAUGAUUCAGCAUUUCUAAAUUUAUUAUUAACUAGAUAUUAAUGAAAGCAUAGAACGCCCAUAUCAAUUUAACAUUUC